Culicoides brevitarsis is the source of this 1131-nucleotide messenger RNA. RefSeq names its product delta-like protein 1. The coding region runs from base 1 to 1131 and encodes 376 amino acids. The transcript has 6 exons. NCBI's taxonomy places the organism in Eukaryota, Metazoa, Arthropoda, Insecta, Diptera, Ceratopogonidae. Gene Ontology annotation, biological process: cell communication. Gene Ontology annotation, cellular component: membrane. Gene Ontology annotation, molecular function: calcium ion binding. The record is from RefSeq and is a predicted model, not a curated record.
AUGUUAACAAAAAGUCAAGUUUUAAUCUUGGUUAUCUUCGGAAUUUACUUGGCAACUUCCGAAGGAGCCAAAUACGUCCCGAAAUGGAAGAAACAAGCGUGCGAGGUCCCGCAACAAAAUGAGCAAUCGCACUUUGUGUGUGGCGAUGACGGCGAACUCAAGUGUAUGCCAGGAUGGACAGGCGACAUUUGUGACGUGCCAAUUUGCAAGAGAGGUUGCGAUCCGAUGAACGGUUAUUGUAACCGGCCGAAUGAGUGUCGUUGUAAAUUGGGAUUUUAUGGAGAAAAUUGUGAGAAAUGUAUUCCGUUGCCGGGAUGUCAACAUGGAAGAUGUAAUGUGUCCUUUGAGUGUAUUUGCAAUAAAGGAUGGGAUGGAUUGUUCUGCAAUGAACCAAUUUGUCGCCAAGGCUGCCAUCAUCAAAGAGGAUAUUGUGAAUUCCCCGGUGAAUGUCGUUGUCGUUUAGGAUGGUCUGGACCAACAUGCCGAGAUUGUCAAGUACUUCCUGGAUGUGAUCAUGGAACAUGCACGAAGCCUCUUGAAUGUCGUUGUCUCCCUGGAUGGACAGGAAUUUUGUGUCAACAACCUAUUUGUGCCCCUGGCUGUAACAGACAACGAGGUUAUUGUCGUAAACCCGGAGAAUGUCGUUGCAAAUUAGGCUGGAUGGGAGACGAUUGUUCGCAAUGUCAUCCGUAUCCGGGAUGCAAAAAUGGCUCAUGCAAACGCCCCUGGGAAUGUAAUUGCGAAAAAGGUUGGGGCGGCAUGCUCUGCGACGAAGAACUCAACUACUGCGAAAAGAACGCCAAUACCUGUCAAAAUGGCGGAAAGUGCAUCUCAUUAACACGCGACGACGGAAAUUUCAUCUGUGAAUGUCCCUCCGGGUUCCGAGGACGCAAUUGCGAGAUUAUGCCAAUGUACAUGCAAACGAGCAGCACAACGCCAGGCUUCCUUCCCAUCAUGAAUGCGACAAAAACGGAUGCUCCAACGACUACAAGUACGACAACAACCACGGAAAAAGUGAUGGUUGUCGCAGCAAAACGUCCUGCGAGCACAACGACGAGCGAAAAACCCGAAAUUGACGAUUUGUUGGACAAUUAUUCGGCCGAAGACAUCAACAACGAAGCGAAAAAGUGA